Molecule: messenger RNA, 990 nt
Organism: Sclerotinia sclerotiorum 1980 UF-70
Lineage: Eukaryota; Fungi; Ascomycota; Leotiomycetes; Helotiales; Sclerotiniaceae
Exons: 1
Coding region: 1-990 (329 amino acids)
Source: RefSeq, a predicted model, not a curated record
AUGGCUAAAACGAUAUUCACAACAAUCACACCACUCCCUCCCAACAUAUCCCGAAAAACGGUUCUCGAAACCCUCCACGAUCACCUCGAAAUGAUCGAUCUCAAUCCAUCCCACGUAGAGCGCACUCUCACCAAACCUCCUCCUUCUGCUACCCCGGAAGAAUACCAUUGCCAAUGGUAUCGCAUCGUCGACAAAGUAUCCUAUCUACCCGCCAAUCUCUACACCGGCACCGUAUCCUUCAACGCCUGUUUUCACAAUCUGGCCAACGGACUGCAAACACAUUGUUAUGCGCCCAUGGGACUAGACAUCAAGGAAAAAUGGACGAUAGGAGGAAACAUGCCUGGGGAACCAGCGGUCCCGAGAGAAAUAGGCAUCAAUGCGCCGGUGGAAGGAUUGUAUAUUAGAGAAGAUGUGGAAAUGAAGUGUAAUAUCCUGAUGACGAGAUUUGUGCGCAAAACAUUACAGGAAUGUUUGAAAGCGCUCGUUGCACGAUUGGUAGUAAAAGCACAAUUACAAGAAGCGCGUGAAAGGAACGACAGAUUAACAAUGCGAAAUGGAAGUGUCUAUGAAGGGGAAAACGACACGCUGACACCGCCGCUCAGCCCACCGUUGAGAAGUCCCGGAAUGGCAAGUGUAAGCAGUAUGGGUCGAAGGGGAAGUUCAUACAGCAAUUCGAGCGUGCCGACAAGUCCACCCUUAACUCCAUAUAAUCCUGAGAAAUGGGCUGAGGCGGGUAUGCAAGGUCAUCCCGCUUUACAUCCUUACACGCCUUUUCAAUUGCAGCAACAGCAGCAACAGCAGCAUUUAUAUCAGAUGCAACAUGAUAGGAAAAGUUACGGAGGACAAGAUCACAGAUGGUCCAACAUUAGCGAUAAAACGCAAGCCUCACUACCAGCACCAAAGUAUGCGAACAAACCCACCAAUUAUGCACACAAACCUAGCAUAAUCGCAGAAAUGGAAGCACCGCCCGGACCGGUCGAGCUACCAUAA